CUUCGUGCAGUCAGGCGCCACCCUUCUUCUGACUGGAGAGCCUUUCCUUCUUGGCUCGAAUGUCAGCCAAUUGGUAGUCGAGCCUUUCUCUCCAUCUGCAUAGCAGACGCAGUCUCAGCCGGUGGGCGAUGUCGCAGCUUUCGCAACAGAACGAAGGACCCUCCGAUGCCCAGACGACGCAACUCCAGUUCUUUCCUCAAGACAGCCCCACUGGAGGGCGUAAUCAGGUCUACUACUCACCAAACAACUCAUCUCCAACAGCACCAGAUACUGGAAGGAGGUCUCAGCGCAAGGCUGCUCCCAGUCCUCUCCAAACUAGUACCACAGCUACAUCUCCACUGAGCAGUGUCACUCCUACCAGAACCACCUUUCCACGAAGUGGUGUCGAUCACACUUCGCCGUCGUCGAGCUCAGUUCAUCAGAGCCCUCAGCAACCUCGAUCUCCCACGGAGCGUCUAGACGACCUGCUAGCCUCCGAAAAGAGCUUUUAUACAUCGGAAACCUCAUCUGUAGACUCGCUACCAGAGGCAAAUCCACCAAGAUACGCUCGUCCUGUCAACGAAACGAAUGAGGCCACACGAAGUGUAUCCGAUCCUGUCCUAACCUCUAAGCCGCCAGGAGGCUUCUCUACUGGCACGCGACCAACAAUGGCGGCCAACAAUCCAGCACAUAGGGCGGAAAUGGGUCGAGCACCUCCUCGAACAUCCUCGAUCGAUUCUGCCAUUUCCUCACUGUCAGGCCAUGGACACUCGAAGAGCGGUUCGCAAGACAUGAAGUCAGACGGUUCAGCAGAUAUCGCGAGUCUCAUUAGGGCAGCAGGAAGUCCUGAGGCCCUCAUACAACACUUGCUGGAAAAUAAACAGUCAAUUUCGGCACAGAAUGCCCAACUAUGGCGUUUGGUAGACAAGCAGAGAGCAAUGAUUUUGGGUCUGAACAAGGAUCUUGAUCGAGCAGUAAAGGACAGGGAGCGUUAUCGAAAGAAGUUUAAGGAGUUGGCGGCACAGCAGAUCUCUAAUCCUUCGCCAGUGGACUCAAACCCGGGAGUGCCUUCUGAAGCAGGAUCAACAACUUCAUCAGACACUCGGAUUGUAGAAGUCUCGAAACCUACAGGUAUGGAAGCAUUGGUCUCUGCUGGCUUGAGAGAUCCAGAACAAGAUCAUCCUCACUCGCCGAUUGAUGUCGCACUGGCUCCUUAUCCUAUCACUCCUCCCGCAAUGCAGCUCCAAGCGCCCAGUCUUAACAAUAUGGUUGAAGCAGAGCACAAGAUGCCAUCUCCUACGCAGCAUGCUUUCCAGCAAUACAACCCGGAUGCACCGCAAGCAGGAUUUGAGGCCGGUCAGCAGCAGCGAAAGGCAGUUGACGUUGCGAGGGAAGUGCCAUAUAACGCGACUCUGCCACCAUCACGAAGCCUUCCCUCGGAUCCACCGAAAGGACCGCCACCCAACGUACCACCUCCAAGAGCACCAAUGUCGAGUCAAACACCUUCUGUGGCCAUCAUUGGGGCGACUCCCAACCCUGAUGAAGGCAUAAAAUCAUUCCCUACACCACCUCGAAAAGCUCCACCGGCGCCUUUAAAUUUGGGAAAGAAGAACGCAAGCUCACAUUUGCGCCAGACUUCUGGUGCAGGAGAAGAGACAGACUCCGAUUAUGAUGAUAUAUUGGAAGUUGAUGAACUGCCAGCAUUUACGGAACGUGGCCGACGAAAGACAAGAGAAGAGGACGAUAAAGAACGAGAAAUCGCGGCUAUGAAGGAUGCGGAAAUUCGAAGUUUGUCCAAGAAGAGUGCGAAGGGGUCAAAAUCUCGGCCAACGACACCCAAGGAGUCAAAAUUUUCCGUGAAAGCAGAUCCAAUGCCAUUAAGUCCAAGGACCAUUCCUAUAUCUCCACCAGAUGCUCAUCUACGCCAUUUCUCUGGUUCUGAAUCCAAUUCAGGCUCGUUGGCUGGUGUGCUCAGCGAGGCUUCGGGACUGACGUCUGUAUCCCCGCCUCUGAUGAGUCCAGGUUUGCCCAUGAGUCCCAGACCGAUGGACCGACCCCCAGGAUCUCCACUACCCCGUGGAUCAAAUCACUCUUCUGUCCAUUCGCCACCAAUGUCACCCCGAAUGGGCGGUUUCCCAGGAGCUGUACCUCUGUCCCCACGUGCUCCUCGUCAGCCUAUACCCCUCCCACCGAAUACACCAAUGUCAAUUUCAUCGCCGGGUGCGCCUAAAGGUGAACCUUUACAGCUGGUCUCACCGAAGCCUCUGAUCAUCGCAAAGAAGACAAGUGAUAACGUAGAUUCGAGUCCCAAGGAUGACACCUCUCCAGUCACUAUCACACCUUCAAUUAAGAGCGGAGUAUAUAAAGGCCUAAUCACCGAGGAAUAUCCGGAUCUAUUACUUCCGCCAAACGCUCUCCCAUCGAUAGAUGUCAGAGUGGCAUCUUCUCGCCUGAAGCCUUCUAGAGCUAGUAUCAUGUUUCCUAAGAAUUUCGAAGAGGAUCCUGUCUUUACGUUGGCUGUGUUCGCAAGAUCUGACGGCAAAGAGUUGUGGAGAGUUGAGAAGGAUUCUGCUUCGCUCGCCAACUUGGACCAAGUACUGAAGCAAUCUCCAAACUUCACUGCCAAGACUCCAGAACGAUCGUUGUUCAGUGGCCAUGCACCUGCUAAGGUUGAUGCUAGACGAGCAGCUCUGGACAAAUAUCUUGAUGAAAUGUUGAAUACGCAAAUGGACAUGAACUCCGCUUUGGAGAUUUGUCGAUAUCUCUCAACUAACACCAUGGAGCCAUAUGCGGAAGACGUUCCUAGUCGUGACUCGGGUUCCGAAAGCCCAGUCAAGACUGGUCCAGGUGGAAGACCAUUGAAGAAUGGAUAUUUGACUAAGAGAGGCAAGAACUUCGGUGGCUGGAAGGCACGAUACUUCGUCCUGGACGGACCUGUCUUCAAGUACUAUGAUGCUCCUGGUGGACCAAAUCUCGGUGCAAUCAAGUUGCAACAUGCUCAGAUUGGAAAGCAACAACAACAGUCUGACAACUCGUCUCCUUCACGUGGCGAAGAUGAUGUUGACAACCAAUACCGCCACGCUUUCCUGAUUUUGGAGCCGAAGCGGAAAGAUUCAUCGAGCCUUGUUCGCCAUGUUCUGUGUGCUGAGAGCGAUCAGGAGCGUGAUGAUUGGGUGGCUGCUCUGCUUUUAUAUGUUGACAUCAAGGACGAGGAGGAUGAGGAAGCUCCCGUUCAACAUGAUCGCACCAACUCUGCUGCAUCUGGAAAUGUCAAUGGCUCUAAGUCCAAGAAGAAGAUAUAUGCUGCGUCAACACGCAAUCAACCUACACCUGAUCCAGCCGAUGAUGGUCUUAGAGGCGUUAGCUACGAAAACACAAAGGCAGGCAAUGUACCAGUCGGUGUCCGUAAGAACUCUAGCACGCCAUCACCACCCACAUAUGGUUAUGAACGAGAUCCUCUGGCUCAAUUGCCUCAAUCCAAGAACAUCUCAGCACCAAAGAAUGCGCAGGUCAUUCAAGAUUCAUCAUCAUGGGGAAACAGACAGAACAUGCUAGCUCCAGCGGGACAAGACGAACGAAUCAAGCAGAAGAAACGCAGCUUCUUCGGAUUUGGUCCAAAGCCUCGGGCAUCUGCUGACAUGCAAGAACCGUCACCGAACGACUCAAAUACUAAUCUGUCGCAGCUGGCAUAUGAACAGCAUGGACCGAUCAGACCUGCAUUCGGAGCGCCUUUGGGAGAAGCUGUGAGAUACAACCAUCCAGUCAACGUAGACAUCGAGCUUCCUGCUGUUGUCUACCGAUGUAUUGAAUAUCUCGAUGCAAAGAACGCGGCCGCUGAAGAGGGAAUUUUCAGGUUGAGUGGUUCAAGUGUCGUGAUCAAAGCACUCAAGGAACGCUUCAACAACGAGGGAGACAUUAACCUGGUUACUGAUGAGCAAUACUACGAUAUUCACGCCGUUGCCUCACUCUUGAAGCAAUAUCUCAGAGAAUUGCCACAGACAAUCUUGACAAGAGAGCUCCACCUCGAAUUUGUUGCUGUCACUGAACUCAACGAUAUGGAUGAGAAGAUCCGAGCCUUGAACGGACUUGUUCACAGACUCCCACGAGUCAAUAAUGCCCUCCUCAGAUAUCUCUCAGGCUUCCUGAUCAAUAUUAUCAAUCACUCGGAUCGAAACAAGAUGACUGUUCGAAAUGUUGGCAUCGUCUUCUCGCCAACCCUCAACAUUCCGCAACCCGUCUUCGCUUUGUUCUUGCAGAAAUAUGAUGAUAUAUUCGAUCAAGAGCCGGACGAGCACGGGCCGGGAGUCGAAGUCACCGUGACAGCCCCCCCACUGACACCUGAGGAUAUCCGAUCUCCCAGACGCCAGAAGUUCCAGGAUCUUCCGACCCCAUCGUAUGAUCAACAAUCAUUCCAACAAGCACAUCCAUUCCCAAUGCCUCAACAUUAUCACCAGCGGCCACAGUAUGAUACUGGUUUCACCCCACUCCAGCCUGCGUAUGAGCAAAAGCUUCAAGCUCCCACCAUGGCGGGUCCAGAGUAUGGUAGAUCAGCUCCAACUUUAGCCGGCCCAUCGUACGAACAGUUUGGAGGAAGUCAAACUCAAAGACAAUAUGGUGCGGAGAGUAGCAGUGGUAAUAAGACCAAGAGACGUGAAAGUAGCAUGUUCGGUAUGAACAUAGGCUUGGGUCCACGCAAACCUAGUAACAAUCGGCUCAAUGAUGGCCGUAAGCACCCCUUUUCUCUUUCUAAUAUUUCCUUUCCUACAAUAUAUAAUUCUAACAGAUGACCUCAGGUCUCGUUGACGAGGAAUCUUUCUUCGAUUAAAAUACCCCACGAAGCUUGAUACGAACGAUGAUAGAAGUGGAGAUCUUUC
Messenger RNA from Mollisia scopiformis, 4853 nucleotides. RefSeq lists its product as uncharacterized. The transcript is spliced from 3 exons. Gene Ontology annotation, cellular component: cytoplasm. The record is from RefSeq and is a predicted model, not a curated record. Gene Ontology annotation, molecular function: phosphatidylinositol binding. Gene Ontology annotation, biological process: regulation of GTPase activity; signal transduction. The coding region runs from base 129 to 4766 and encodes 1545 amino acids. NCBI's taxonomy places the organism in Eukaryota, Fungi, Ascomycota, Leotiomycetes, Helotiales, Mollisiaceae.